AUGAGUUUAUUGAGCAAGAAAACAAAGGCCCAGCUUGAGGAAAUUGCCAGAGACCUAGAUGUCAACAUCAAGUCGUGCAAGGUGAAACAGGCGCUUGUUGACAGGCUGACGGACCAUUUCCUGGAGAAUGCCGACAAGUACGACAAGGACCACGAAUACUACGACUACGUUGUCAGUGUCAAGCAGGAGGCCGAAAAUGAGAACGACGACGACGAAGACAAUGACGACGAAUCUGACGAUGCUGAAAUUAUAGAUAUCGACGACUCCGAUGAAUACGACUCUGAUGACGACUUCGACCUGGAGCCAUCCACCCUCGACAAGAUUCUCGACUACAUCGACAACGAUACUCUGUACGAAAUAGCAGACUACAUUGCCGAGAAGAACUACGAGCUUAGAGACUACCUCAGCGACCCGUUCACCAUCAACGACUUCACCGUCGUUGGAGAGUUCAUCUACUUGUAUCUGCACUUUGCCAAGUCAGUUGCUCUCGGCGAUAUUCGCUUUGUGCCGCAAAUUGUGAAGAGCAACCUCCCAGCAGCAGUUCUCAAGACUCCAGUCACCGACCUCACGCACUUCCUUGAUGCAAACUUCUGGUCCACUGUCCUUUUAUGGCUUCUUGUUUCCUACGGAGCUCCGAAACUCACCUCCUACUACGUUAACUUCACGUACAACUUUGAGUACGACCCAUUCAUUUUCGCGCUUGCCAAAUUGCUGUUUGGUCUGAUACUGUUCAAGACCGAGGUCAGCGGACACGACAUCAAGGACGAGCUUGUGUUCCAGUUCUCCUUCAGGAACUACUCUGUUGAAUACGCUGCUAAGCUCUUCAAGCACUACCUGCUUACGAGCACUCUUCUUCUGAGAAACUACUUUGGCAACUGGGUUCUCAUCGGUGACUUCUUUACCACCUUUGUUGCUCUUUACGCCAACUUGUCCUUCAUAUAA
Messenger RNA from Ogataea angusta, 942 nucleotides. RefSeq lists its product as uncharacterized. NCBI's taxonomy places the organism in Eukaryota, Fungi, Ascomycota, Pichiomycetes, Pichiales, Pichiaceae. Gene Ontology annotation, cellular component: membrane. Bases 1 to 942 code for a protein of 313 amino acids. The record is from RefSeq and is a predicted model, not a curated record. The transcript has a single exon.